Molecule: messenger RNA, 1774 nt
Organism: Mucor mucedo
Lineage: Eukaryota; Fungi; Mucoromycota; Mucoromycetes; Mucorales; Mucoraceae
Product: kinase-like domain-containing protein
Exons: 2
Coding region: 102-1703 (533 amino acids)
Biological process (GO): microtubule cytoskeleton organization; protein phosphorylation; intracellular signal transduction
Cellular component (GO): cytoplasm
Molecular function (GO): tau-protein kinase activity; ATP binding; protein serine/threonine kinase activity
Source: RefSeq, a predicted model, not a curated record
UCUUUUUCUUUUUUUUUAUUUAUUUCCUCUUCUUCUUUUUAUUACUCUAACAAACAGAUAUAAAAGAAUCAAGGGGCGAGAGUACAACAUCAAGAAUAAGUAUGUCUCAACAAGUCGAGAUACAAAAAGCAAAAACAUCACCACUGUCUUGUAUUGAUGAUUAUGAAUUCCAUCGUAGCCUUGGAAAAGGCAGUAUGGGCAAAGUAAAAUUGGGAAUUCAUGCUGUGACGGGAGAAAAGGUGGCAGUAAAAAUAGUAAGAAGAGCCAAUUUUCAAAUCAACGGAUUCACUUUACAAGGCAAACCACGAACAAAAGAACAAAUGUUGAAGGAAAAAGUCAAAGAAGAAACCCGAGAAUUGCGUACGAUUCGAGAAGCACACAUCAUGAUGUUACUAAGACAUCCACACAUUGUUCAAUUAAAGAACCUAGUGGCUGUUGGCCCUUAUUUCUAUAUCUUGAUGGAUUAUGUGAAUGGAGGACAAUUGCUUCAUUAUAUCGUCAAACGUCAAAAGCUAUCUGAAUCCCAUGCAAGACAUUUCUCUCGUCAGAUCCUCAGUGCGUUAGAUUACAUGCAUCGCAACUCUAUUGUGCAUCGUGACUUGAAAAUUGAAAAUAUCUUGAUUGAUAAACAUGGUCAAAACAUCAAAAUCAUUGACUUUGGCUUGAGUAACCUAUUUUGUCCCGAAAGAAGACUCACCACCUAUUGUGGUUCUCUCUAUUUCGCUGCACCCGAAUUAUUAAGCGCAACUCCUUAUCGUGGCCCAGAAAUCGAUGUUUGGAGCUUAGGCGUCGUCAUUUAUGUGAUGGUGACUGGCUCUGUACCAUUUGACGAUAAAUCUAUGCCUGGAUUACACGAUAAAAUUAAGCGAGGUCUGGUCGCUUACCCCGCUCAUCUAAGUCCGGAAUGUAAAGAUUUAUUAUCGCGGAUAUUUGUCACGGAUCCCACAAAACGUAUCAUCUUGGCCGAUGUCAUUCGCCACACAUGGGUCAAUCAAGGUUAUCAAAAGAUCAUCAAGACUUACUUGCCUUUACGCUUACCCAUCUCUCCACCUUUGGCUCCACAUAUUCUUCAACACAUGACACGUGGUUUUAAUAUGGGAAAUGCUCAAGAUAUUCAACUCAAGAUGGAAAUGAUCAUUAAAUCUACUGUUUAUCGUUCUGCAGCUGAUCAUGUGGCAAGGUUACAACAUUUGUUUGAUAAUGAUGCCUAUGGUGAUUACGAUGAUCCACAGACCAUGCCUGCUGCCUAUCAUCCGUUAUUGUCCAUUUAUCAUUUAACAAGGGAACGACUCUCACAUCAGGAAAUGGAACAAGAAUCCGAUUCACCGGUGAGCAUGAAACAACCAUCUAUGCCUUCCACACCACCAUCAUCCCGUUUGGGCUAUCCCCAAAAUGAACCAUACUACAGUGAAGAAGAAGAAGAAGAAGAGGAGGAUGGGGAUAUGGAGGCUAUGUCCUUUAAUUCUAUACGGGAAACGUUUGCUACUGCCACUACAAGUACACCGCCGUUAUCGCCAAAUAAAAGGAGGUUAUUAUUCUCUAGUAGUUCCCUGACAACUCGCCAUGAUGAUCUUUCGUUUAAACGAGCCGAUAAAAAAUGUUCCGAAUCAACACAUAAAAAGCCCAAUUUAAUUUCUAAUGCCAUUCAUAGAUCGACAUCUUCUCUAGCUGCUAUUUUUGCUAGAGUGAUGUGUACACACUAAACAAACAAACAAACAAAAAAAUAUAUAUGUCACCCCAAUAAAUGUAAAUACUACACAACAAAUAAAUAAAA